This is a messenger RNA of Morone saxatilis (striped sea-bass), 2209 nucleotides long. It is a transcript of the gene chrna8, whose product is annotated as cholinergic receptor, nicotinic, alpha 8. Lineage: Eukaryota; Metazoa; Chordata; Actinopteri; Moronidae. Gene Ontology annotation, cellular component: synapse; postsynaptic membrane; neuron projection. The record is from RefSeq and is a predicted model, not a curated record. The transcript has 10 exons. Gene Ontology annotation, biological process: signal transduction; chemical synaptic transmission; monoatomic ion transmembrane transport. Gene Ontology annotation, molecular function: transmembrane signaling receptor activity; acetylcholine-gated monoatomic cation-selective channel activity. The coding region runs from base 47 to 1648 and encodes 533 amino acids.
UGACAUCCCCAGCGGGCUACAGAGGGAGUUCUGCUCCGCCGCUGCCAUGGAGCCUCGGAAGUGUACUGGAUCUGUAUUGAUUGGACUUUACCUGUGGGCGACUUUCUGCUGUCAAGGUUGUUAUGGUGGUGUGUACCAAAGGAAGCUUUAUCGUGACCUGAUGGUAAACUACAGUCGGCUGGAAAGACCUGUCCAAAAUGACUCUGCACCCAUCGUGGUGGAACUCGGCCUCACACUGCUACAAAUCAUUGACGUGGAUGAAAAGAACCAAGUGAUGAUCACAAAUGCCUGGCUGCAGCUGUAUUGGACAGACAUCUACCUUUCAUGGAACCCAGACAGCUACCCUGGGGUUCAGAACCUGCGUUUCCCUUCCAAUCUGGUAUGGGUCCCAGAUAUCCUCCUCUACAACAGUGCUGAUGAGAGGUUUGAUGCUACGUUCCAUACAAAUGUGCUAGUAAAUGCUUCAGGAUCCUGCCAGUACAUCCCACCAGGCAUCUUGAAGAGUACUUGCUACAUCGAUGUACGGUGGUUCCCAUUCGAUGUGCAGAAGUGUGACCUGAAGUUUGGCUCCUGGACCCACAACGGCUGGCUGCUGGACCUCCAGAUGAUGGACGUAGACAUCUCUACCUACAUACCCAAUGGGGAAUGGGACCUCGUAGGUGUGCCGGCCAAGCGUAAUGAGCUGUACUAUGACUGCUGUAAGGAGCCCUACCCCGAUGUGACGUUCACGGUCACCAUGCGCCGCAGGACACUUUACUACGGCCUCAACCUGCUCAUCCCCUGCGUGCUUAUCUCUGGUCUGGCCCUGUUGGUCUUCCUACUCCCUGCUGACUCUGGAGAGAAGAUCUCACUGGGAAUCACAGUGCUGCUGUCUCUAACAGUAUUCAUGUUACUGGUAGCAGAGAUCAUGCCCGCCACUUCAGACUCUGUUCCUCUGAUCGCUCAGUACUUUGCUAGCACCAUGAUGAUUGUGGGCUUGUCUGUAGUAGUAACAGUCCUGGUACUGCAGUUCCACCACCAUGACCCCCAUGGAGGGAAGAUGCCUAAAUGGGUCCGAGUCAUCCUACUCAACUGGUGCGCUUGGUUUCUCCGCAUGAAGAAACCUGGAGAGGAAAACAAGUCAGCUGUGAGCUCCAGCAUUCCCCCAAGCUACAAGUACUCGCCCCCUCCCCCCCACCACACCAGCACCAGUAGCAUUCAGAUGAGCACUAUACCAGGGCAGGCGUCCACCCAAUCAACCACAACCAACGGGAACAUGAACCUUUACUUCGGCUACCACUCAAUGGGCACGGACAACCCUGCUUUCCCACCGAGCACAGAUUCAGGCGUGGUGGUGUGCAGCGGCGGAGGCGGGGGCGGCCGACCCAACAGCUCCUCUCCACAUGACAUCCACUCAGAACAGACGCGGACUUUGCUACUGGAGCAGGUCCCGGAAAUUUCCCGGAUCCUGGAGGAAGUGCAGUAUAUUGCCAGGCGCUUCCGGGAGCAGGACGAGGGAGAGGCGAUCUGCAGCGAGUGGAAGUUUGCAGCAGCGGUGGUGGAUCGGUUAUGCCUGGUGGCCUUCUCACUCUUCUCCAUCAUCUGCACCUUCACCAUCCUCAUGUCAGCUCCCAAUUUCAUUGAGGCCGUGUCCAAAGACUUCACAUAAGGCUGAUCUCUUCCCUCUCGGAGAGGAAAAAAGAGAGGCAAAGCUAACAUUAGAAAUCCUGACACGUUUAGAACUGUGCCACACAAGCCUCCCUGCUACAACUAUGUGAAGUCAAACACAUCAGACCCAAACCUUUCCCUCUAUCUUCCCAUAUUUCUCGCUAGUAUAUGGUUGUAUGGAGUUGAUGUGAUUUUUUCCAUUUCAAGGUGGCUCUCUUAGCUAACACCGAACAUACAGUAUGCCACGUAGGAGGUUGAGGUUACAUGCAGUAGUUAAUGAUGUAGAAACUCACACUAAUGCACUUUUCAUCUUUUCAUCUGUACCCCUGCUGACAUCUUUUACCUGCCACCACUUGGUCUUCACGUCUCAUCAGAAUAUACUCUUAACUCUCCUUCACUUCCAGCUCUUGCAUUUCUGCUGCUUUUUUCUACUCAUCCCCCACCCACCCCCACUGUCGCACUUCUCAUCUUCUAGGAACGUCUUAAUGUCUUCAGCAGUUACAUACAGUACAGUCAAUAGAGUUCAAUAAACAGUUUUAGAAAUGUUUUUUUCAAGCCUCUA